This is a messenger RNA of Theileria parva strain Muguga, 2172 nucleotides long. It is a transcript of the gene DRT101, whose product is annotated as Phosphoacetylglucosamine mutase. The record is from RefSeq and is a predicted model, not a curated record. The coding region runs from base 201 to 2093 and encodes 630 amino acids. The transcript has a single exon. Gene Ontology annotation, biological process: carbohydrate metabolic process; UDP-N-acetylglucosamine biosynthetic process. NCBI's taxonomy places the organism in Eukaryota, Apicomplexa, Aconoidasida, Piroplasmida, Theileriidae. Gene Ontology annotation, molecular function: phosphoacetylglucosamine mutase activity; magnesium ion binding.
CCUCAUGCUCUCAAAUGGUUUCAUUAAACUUUAUCCUUCGAUUUUAUAACUCCACAUGAUUUACAUUUAUAAAAAUGAUCAAAUGAUAUACCGUUAUCAUUAAACAUGUUAUAUCAUCAACUUUAACUCUGCGAAUAUCCUGGCUAUAGAUGGAAUCUACUUUUAUAAUUAAUUUUUUAAUAUAUUAAGAAUUUUGGGAUAUGUUGGACUUCUCCAAGAUUCCAAAUGGCCCAGAUAUUCCAGAAGGGUAUGUAGAUGUAAUUUACGGAACAGCCGGCUUCAGAGGAAGCACAGAAAAUCCACCAGGAAAUUUGGAACAUGUAGCCUACAGAUGUGGACUCCUAUUUGCCUCACUUCCCUUCAUCUCUGAAGCAUAUUUUGAAAAGUACUCCAGAUCACUGAGUUUCAAUGGGUCAUUGGGACUUGGAAUUGUCGUGACAGCAAGCCAUAAUCCAUGUUCUGACAAUGGAAUUAAACUUUUUUCACCAUCAGGACGGACUUUGGAAUGCGUCUGGGAACCAAUAUUUACAUCAUUUGUAAAUACAAGGAAUUCCAUCCAAUCCGCUUUAUAUGAGGUGUUUACCAGUUUUGGAUAUAAACCAAAAAAUUUAAAUCUCAACAUAUUGAUUGGAUGUGACACAAGGCCAUCGUGUUCUUCACUAGUAUCAAAUUUAACGCUGGGGAUUAAGGCGAUCUACAAUCUUCUUAAUCUUACCAAUUCAAACGUUAAUUUUAUUGGUAAAAUAACAUCGCCUACGAUUUCCUACCUCCUGUCUUCUGGUACAACAUGCGUCCAAGAUGAUGAAAUGUACAUAUCCUUUUUGUCGAAUUCAUUUAACAAGAUUUUUGAUACGUUACAGGAUUUAGGCUUGGUAGACCUUUCCCACAACCUCGACAAACCAGAAGAACUGUAUUUUGAUUGUUCAUACGGAGUUGGUGGGUAUAAGAUAGUAAGGUUUUUCGAGAUAUUCAGAAAACUUGGAAUCAUCCCUGCCGUAUGCAACUUUCACAAGUUUGGAAAAGACCGUGAUUUAAACUAUAAGUGCGGAGCCUCAUACGUGUACUCAACUUCAUGUUUCCCAGAAGCACUAAAGAAAAGCAUUAAUGUUUACCUGAACAAACGCUUCUGUUGCUUCGAUGGUGAUGCAGAUAGAGUUCUUUACUACAUGCCAUGUGACCCCCUAAUGAAUUCAAGCGGUGAAUACACUGUGCAGCAACUCGACGGAGACCGGCUCCUGAUCGUGACUUUGAUGCUUUUAUGGACUUUUCUAGUCAACUACAAGAAGAAACUCACCAUUGGAAUAUUCCAAACAAGAUAUUCCAAUGGCGCCUCCGUUAAUUACAUCGAUGCCCUGAUUGAUCGAUAUACCUCCGAAAACAAGAACAUCUCAUGGCAACAUGAGUAUUUCAACAGUGGUUUAAAAAACGCUGAGAAACUUGCCGAAAAAUACGAUAUUUCACUUUAUUAUGAGACCAACGGUCAUGGAAACAUUGUAUAUAACAGGAAUUUUUAUUCCAAAGACUGUUUUCAAAGUCUAGCUGGCCAGAGCACCAAUUCUCAUUCCCCCUCAUCACUUCAUGAUCUGGAAAUAUCAUCCCUGGAUACAUCCAUGACAAACUCUACCAUUUCAUCUCUGAGUGAUUUUAAGGAUGAGUUGUCCGACACGCUCCUGUUUGACUUUCUCGAGAUUUUUUUCCCAAGUGGUGACGCUAUUUUGAAUUCUAUGUUCCUGGAGCUUGCUUUCAGAGUUCUCAAACUCAGUUUUCAUGACUGUCUGAACUUUUACACAGAUUUCCCGUCCUCACACUUCCAGUAUAAUCUUAAACCCGAACUCAAGACUUUGUUCAGCUCCUCAGCCAACGAGACAGUGUUAAACGAGCCAAAAAUUCUCCAGGACAAGAUUGAUGCAAAGACUAGACAGUUCAGGUUUUGUCGUGCCUUUCUUCGUCCUUCCGGGACUGAACCUCUUCUUAGGAUUUAUGUGGAAGGCGAGACUCAUACAAUCGUUGAGAACGUCCAGAAUUACAUAGUAAAUGAAAUUGACGUGUUUUUGGCUAAUCAACGUCUUUCAAACCACAUUCAUUUCAAAUAACUUGAUUUAAUUUUAAUUUCAAAUUAUUUCAAACAUUUUAAUUUUAAAAUUUUAAUUUCAGUUUGAUUUUAAAGUUUUA